AUGAAACACGAUUAAUAUAUAUAGAUUUUAAGAGAUUCAUAAGCAAUUACACUUAGGAAUGAAUUUACCUAAUUAUAAUCUAAAGCUCAUGAUUACGUUAUCUAAUAGUUGAAACUUAUGGAAUCUAAAUACAAAUAAUAGUUGUUAUUAAUUAUUGAACAGUUCGAAGAUUCUAAGUUAAUGUGCGAAUAACUCAAGCUAAAAAAUGAGCAGUAUUCAAAACUUAUUUUGGAGUAAGAAUUUAAGUCUAUCCAAACAAAAAAUUAUGUGAGUCUUGAAAUUGUCAAUUAACUAUUAACCUAGAAGAUAAAUGCACUAUUAUUAUAACUAAAAAAUCAUAACAUUAUUUCUGAAUUUGAAUAUCAUACCCAAAGAAACAUGCUUUAAAAAAAUAUUGCAGAAAUUUUCCUUAAUUAUGAUGAACAACCCUAACCAGUAUUCCUAAUGCCAAAUACUUAGAUUUCUAAACCUAUUUUAAUUCCACAAUAAACAAUUAAAUAGGAAACUCAAAGAUCAAUGAAUAAUUAAAAUUAAGAUAAAGUAAAUCAAUAUUUCUCUAUUUCUACUCAAACAGAACUAGUUAAGAAGAAGAAAGAAAAACCUAUGAAAUAAUCCAAAUAGAAAAUUGAAGCAGAACGAAGCAUUUCUAUUGAUUUAUCAAGAGAACUAUUUGAAUGUAAAAAGUCUAUUUAGGAAUUACAAAAAAGUAAAAUUGAUUUAUAAAGUACUAAUGAGCAAUUGAAAUCAUAAAAUUAAAAGCUCUUAAGCAGAUUAAAUAAGAAAUAACAUACUUAAAUCAAAUGCAUUAAUGCUAUGAAAAAUUCAUAUACACCAUAAAUAAUAAAAAAAUUUAUAAAAUUUGAUGAUAUACUUUUUAAAAAUGUAAAACCAUUUUAAAUGGCAGAAAGCUUUGAUUUAAGACAAGGCAACAUAAGUAGUCGAUAAUUCUUUACAAGACCCAAUACAUCUGCUCCGAAUACUGCCAGAAACAGAUUAAACUAGACUUAGCAACCAUCGAUAUUAGGUUACUAGGUUUUAUUAUGA
Paramecium octaurelia is the source of this 1044-nucleotide messenger RNA. The record is from the annotation of a GenBank genome assembly. NCBI's taxonomy places the organism in Eukaryota, Ciliophora, Oligohymenophorea, Peniculida, Parameciidae.